This is a messenger RNA of Aphis gossypii (cotton aphid), 2890 nucleotides long. Its product is annotated as odorant receptor 43b. Gene Ontology annotation, molecular function: odorant binding; olfactory receptor activity. Gene Ontology annotation, cellular component: plasma membrane. The record is from RefSeq and is a predicted model, not a curated record. The coding region runs from base 698 to 1930 and encodes 410 amino acids. The transcript is spliced from 6 exons. Gene Ontology annotation, biological process: sensory perception of smell; detection of chemical stimulus involved in sensory perception of smell. Lineage: Eukaryota; Metazoa; Arthropoda; Insecta; Hemiptera; Aphididae.
CGUUGCUAUAAUAAAAAAUACUUACAUUCUCCUUGUUUUUUCUAAAUAGCGGGAUUUAAGGAAAAAUUCAAAAUUAACAGAUUUAAAGAGUUGAAGUUUUAAACUGUGUAAUGAUUUCCAUGCAUAACACUUGUCACUUGGCAGCUUACCAUAGCCUUAUUUAGUAAAUAACUUGAGUUGGACUGAUUAUAGCCAAUUGGCUUCCAAUUUUAAAAUUAUCAGUUUGAAUUUUUUUUUAUAUGAGAUAAUUUAUGAUUUUGUAAAGACUUUUUUCGUUCAUAGUUGCCGACACUGUUAUCCUGUAAAUCAGCUUCCGCUGGGUAUACGUUUUAUAAUUCAACGAUUCAACGAUAUAGCUCGUCAUAAUAUCGUGUUUAAAAGUGAAAUCUUUGUAUAAUUAAAUUAACAAUAAAAUGAAGUUAUAUAAAGUAAAUAUUUAUUUUAAACAAAAUAAAAAGAAAUAACUUUUAAAACACACUUAUAAUUAUUAAGAUGGAGUGUUUUUUUUUAAUGAAACAUUACCUAAGAAUAAUUACUAAAAACACUGGUAAUAAGCCUAGAAAUGAACAAAAAUAUUAUGACUGCACGGACAAAGUCGCAAUGACUUACCUACUUAUAUUAUAAUUUAUAAGCAAUGAAAUAGGCGGUAGUAUUACUGCUUUGAUUCUACACAAAUAUUUGAAAACCAGAGCUAAGAAUGCAUUACACCAUUAAUAUUACAAUAUUACAACAUUACACCAUUAAAAGAUUACACAGUGUGAUACAAGCCCAUAUAAAAAGAAACCAUACACACUAUCUAGUACCUCAGUGGAGUAAAGACUUAGCAAUGCCGCGCAUAGACGCUAUUAACGUAUUCUUGCAAAUGACUGGGUGCACCGACAGUAAGAGAAUGCUUUACUUGACGUAUUUCGAAUUUCUCAUAACGCUUUAUUAUUUCAUCGCGUCGUACGUGUCGAUUAUCUAUUACGAGCAGAGCGUAUCCAUUCAACUGUUCACAUUAUUGUGCAUGUUGAUAGAAUCUUACAUACUGCUGAACAUCACUUUUCGAAUCUACCAUAAAAAUCAAUUCCGCGAGAUGGACCAGUACUCGAAACAAUUGGGAAUACCGGAUGACUAUCAAUCGAAAAUAAACAUAAUAACGAUGUACCAUCUAAUAGCGUCGAACAUGUUUGUAAUUUUCCCGGUUACGUAUACGAUUCUCUACGAUUCGGUACGUGUAGGAGAUCCCUUCACAUUUCCUUUUCUGGACGUGUUACCAAUAAAGACCAGAAAUCUCGUGAUCUACGCAUGCAAAUACUUUGUAUACGCAAUAUCUGUGUACAUUGCGCAUAUUGAACUUUGUUUUAUAAACACGACAUUUAUUUAUUAUGUAGGUGUUUUGAAAUACAGGUUAGAGACUAUUGUACAGACGAUUCGAGAAGCUGUUGUCGACAACGAUGAACAAAAAAUGAAAUAUGCAGUCAUUCAACAUCAAAGGUUAUUGAUAUAUUUUAAUACAAUGAAGAUAGUAUUUACGAAACCAAUAUUACAGUCAAUGUCAUUCAAUGCUAUAUAUUUUGGCUUGACUACUACUCUAGUGAUUCAAGCUAUUCGGGGUUAUAUUAAUCAAACAAUAGUAUCAAUAUGUAUAGCCAGUGGUAUAGCAGCUAUUAUAAAUAUUACCAUAUACACUUUUUAUGGAAGUGUGCUUUUGGAUUUACAUGAUGAAAUAUUACGUGUCCUUUUUGAUAAUUCCUUUUUCUAUGUAAACAAAUCGUUUAAACGUUCUAUUUUAAUAAUGAUGGCAAGAGCUACAAUACCAUUAACAUUUACAGUUGGUUACAUUUUUACUAUAAAUUUAAAUUUACUUCUAAAGAUAGUAAAAAUGUCAUAUACCGUGCUGAACGUGUUAUUGUCAUCGGAAGCUAUAAAACCUCAUAAGAUGUCGUAAUGAUGAAAUAAAAUAGAUUUAGGUAAAUUUAUAUUUUGGUAAUAUUUAAAUUGACUUUAGUCUAUUACAAUUCUAAACAGUUAUGAUAACAUAUUGAAUACCAUUCUGCAGAAAAAUAUCUCAAUAAAAAUAGUCCUAAAAACAAUAAUAUAUUAUAUAGGUGAAAAAAUGUACCAAAAUACUUAUAUUCUUAUACAGUUGUACCUACAAUGUACAUUACAUUUUGCUAUUAUUAUUUAAUAGAACUAGUUAGAUACUUAGAUCUGUUUGUUAUGUGUAAUGCACGUACAAGUAAAUCUAUCUUAAACAUUUUUUUUUUUUUUUUUGAUAUUUGGUGUCUUAGAAAUGUCUAAUCCUAACUUAUAAUCAUACUAUAAAUGUAAUGAAUCACGAUAAAUCAUCAUAAUAUGCUUGAAAAAAAAACUUGUGAUUAAAUUGUUUUUAAUUGUAUACGCUAUUGACUAUAUCAGCGUUUCUUAAACUGUGUUCCGCGGAACCCUAGGGUUCCGCGAAGAUCAUUUCAGGGUUCCACAAAACUAAAGUGCUUUUUUCAAAAUGUUCAAAAAUCUUACUAAAGAUUAACGACUAGCAGGAAAAAAUGUUUACGUAAAAUGUUACAACUAUUGAAACAAAGUACAGAGUCUAACUAUCGAGCGGUAAUAACUUUUUGUUGAAAGUUUAAUAUAAAUAGCUAAAAAUCUAAAAAAAAAACGUAGGGGUUCCAUGAUUAAAGUGAACAUAAAAAAGGGUUCCAUGAAUAAAAAAGUUUAAGAAACGCUGGACUAUAUAAAGAGAAUGGUUUCUUGUGGGGUAGACAGGGAUACAGAAUGAGUGAUGCGUGAAGGUUGGGAACGUCAACGGCGCAUGCUGAGAAAUAAAGAAAUAAAAGAAGUAUAAUCAUCAAUACGGCGAGAGUAAUAUACAAGUUAUACUAUUGAAUUAUUUGUUUACAAAGUUAGU